Molecule: messenger RNA, 946 nt
Organism: Pogoniulus pusillus (Red-fronted tinkerbird)
Lineage: Eukaryota; Metazoa; Chordata; Aves; Piciformes; Lybiidae
Gene: TIMM9
Product: translocase of inner mitochondrial membrane 9
Exons: 4
Coding region: 270-539 (89 amino acids)
Source: RefSeq, a predicted model, not a curated record
UUUCCCCUUGGCUUCCCAGUCCUUCCGUGCCGCGGGCUGCACAGCACUCUGUACCCGCACAGGCGAGCGCUGCUGGGGCGGGCUGGGGCUGGGCUGGGCGAGGGUCUCCUGAGGUGAAGGAGCUCAAGGUGCCCUUGAAAGCAAGACCUGAAGGAUGCAGUAAAACAAACCGAAGCAUCCCUCGGUCGUGCGGCAGUUGCUUUCUCGCCGGCUCAGGCUUUGCUCUCGCUGGGUCGCAGAAUAGGUGACAGAAUCAGAGGGGAUUGAAAAUGGCUGGACAAAUAUCAGAGUCUGAUCAGAUCAAGCAGUUCAAGGAGUUUCUUGGAACGUACAAUAAACUCACAGAAAACUGCUUCCUGGAUUGCAUAAAGGAUUUCACUAGCAGAGAGGUUCAGCCAGAAGAGAUGACCUGCUCAGACCACUGCCUACAGAAAUACUUAAAAAUGACCCAGAGGAUCUCCAUGAGAUUUCAGGAGUAUCACAUUCAGCAGAACGAAGCUCUGGCAGCUAAAGCAGGACUGCUUGGCCAACCUCGUUAAACACGAGCACUCUGCUCAGACUUUACCAGCAGUGCCAAUGUUCACUGGGCAAGAACACAGCUUGGAUUUUCUGCUGUCAGGAUAUAGGUCUGGCAACUAAGAAGAGAGUUCUGGCUGCUGUUCAGACAGUGAACAAUCACAAAGGGUUAAACAAGAAGUUAGUCAUGGUGGACUGGAAGUGGAGUCUGAUCCUGAGGUCCUUUUCACUCCACAGUGAAGUUAAAAAUGAUACAAGCUUUUUGAGGGCCCACAGACUGCUAUGUUUAAGUUUCAAGGUGGGGUGGGAGGAUUUUAUUUCCUUUCUGCUAAGACUGCUUCAGAUAAAAGAUUUAAAAAGAGAAGUGUGAUGUGGAAAUACACACUUUUUUAUUUAAUUAAGUACAAUAAAUGGGAACUGUGCACUUGUA